AUGGAGCCUGACAACCACUUGGAAGAGUUUACUAUUAUAGCCAUUCCACAAGCCUGGGACCUGGAACCUGACAAACAACCCGAGUGUUGUAUCUACAGGGUUCCCCGAAAUCUCAGCAAUGUAAAUGAAGAUGCCUACACUCCAAAAGAAAUUUCAAUAGGCCAUUUCCAUCAUGGCAAAGAAAAUUUGAAGAAAAAGGAAGAACUGAAAUUGAGGUGUUUCCUGAACGCCUGUUAUCGAACUAAAAAGACCCAGGGAGAACUUGCAAGAUGCGUCCAAGAAAAAGAAUUAAAGAUCCGUCACUGUUAUGCAGAGAAAUUUCAUGAAAUCGUCAAGGAAGAUUUCGUGAAGAUGACUCUUUUGGAUUCUAUUUUUAUCAUUGAGCACUUGUGGUGGACUAAGCAAUACCCAGAAGAAAACAACAUCCACGAGAACGUCUCUGAUAUUUUACAUGACUUGAUACUACUGGAGAAUCAGGUUCCAUUUUCUGUCCUCGAGGAAUUAUAUAAUUUUGCCUACUUGGAUCUCCCUAAUCAUCAUAAUGAGGAUAAGUCCUUUCAUAAGCUUGCCCUUGAUUACUUUCUAUGA
Molecule: messenger RNA, 588 nt
Organism: Quercus robur (English oak)
Lineage: Eukaryota; Viridiplantae; Streptophyta; Magnoliopsida; Fagales; Fagaceae
Product: UPF0481 protein At3g47200-like
Exons: 1
Coding region: 1-588 (195 amino acids)
Source: RefSeq, a predicted model, not a curated record